AUGGGCGACCUAUCACCGAGAAAGCUGGACAUCAUCAUUCUCGGUGGAGGCAUAGCCGGCUUGACAACAGCUCUUGCACUGACCAAGUUUGCUCCACGAGAUGCCGUGCCGAACAUACACAUCAUCGAAAUUAGACCAGAGCCAGCAACAAUCGGAGGUGCAGUAAACCUCACGCCGAACGCGCUACGGAUGCUGGAUCAUCUCGGGGCCUACGAAGUGAUCAAGAAAAAUGGUUACGGAAAGGACAUUGAUGAGCUCGAGGUCUACGAUAUCUACUCGACUAAACUUGCCGUUUCGAGCUUCAAGGGUGCUCAUGGCAAGGGCAUCGGCAGUCCACCGUUCAAAGCACUGCGUAUUACUCGAGGCGAUGCGCUCAAGGCUGUGCUAGAGAUCGUGGAAAGACAAAAGAACAUCACACUGACGUGCGGCAAGAAGACAGUCGACAUCCAGGAGACGGCCGACAAGGUCACGAUCGAGGUCGAGGACGGCACCACGUACACUGCCGACAUUCUCAUGGGCUGCGACGGAAUACACUCCGUGACGAGACUCAAGCAUGUGGACCCGGAACGCAAGGAGACGUACACCGGAGUCUGCAAUGCGUUCGGCUUCGCCCCGGUGGGCAAGGACUUUCCCGUCCACUUUGACUGCACGGCGAUCAACUUUGCGCGGCGGGGCAUGCUUCUGACCAGCUAUCAUAAUCCGGCCAUGGACUCGGUCUACGUCGGCGCCUUGAUGGAGGUUUCGGAUAUUGGAUCCCGCGAUGGGUGGAAGGCGGUCGGCAGUGAUGCCGAAAAGACCCGCGCGGAGCUUUUGAGCAGAUUCGGCGAUGCCAAUGUGCCAUGCAUCAACCAGCUAAUCACAAAGGCCGAGGACUUCUACCUCUGGCCCGUAUACACACUGUCAAAGGAUGGACAAUGGUCGACGAAUCGAUGUAUGCUUCUUGGAGAUGCAGCUCAUGCCAUGCCUCCGCAAGGCGAAAGCACCGGCAUUGUGUUUGAAGACACUGUCAUCUUUGCCCGCUGUCUUACCAAGUGGAUGGAAAAGGGGAUGCCUGGAGGUACCCCGAAAGAGGCGUUCACGGCCUACGAGACACUGCGGAAACCGAGAAUCGCAACAGCCUUUGACGAGUCCCAGAGCGUCAUCCGCACAGUCUCUGAUGCUGGCUGGUUUGGACACAAACUGAAAACCUAUAUUGUCCCGUGGUAUCUGUGGUACACGCGAUCGUACCGUGAGAAACAUUUCGUCGAGGAUGUCACGACGAGCGAACUCAAUUAUUGCUGA
Pestalotiopsis fici W106-1 is the source of this 1281-nucleotide messenger RNA. RefSeq lists its product as uncharacterized. Bases 1 to 1281 code for a protein of 426 amino acids. The transcript has 2 exons. The record is from RefSeq and is a predicted model, not a curated record. Gene Ontology annotation, molecular function: FAD binding; monooxygenase activity. NCBI's taxonomy places the organism in Eukaryota, Fungi, Ascomycota, Sordariomycetes, Amphisphaeriales, Sporocadaceae.